GAAGUCGAUUUCGUGUUUAUUGUGCUUGUUUCCGUUUCAGAGUCACACGUGUAAUCAAUCGGCUUGCGUUGCUAGGUGUCAAUGAUCAGCGUGUGGUUUGUUCGCAGUACGGACGUGCAGAUUCCCCGUGACUUCGGUUCUGUGAAAGAAAUAAUGAGCGGCUCGGCAGAGCUCUAGCCAGACACCAGACUGAGAAAUGUCCUCCUGAAGUCGCCGUUUGGAAGCACAGUGGAGAUCAUGUUGUGGUGUUGCGCUUUUCUCUUGGCUGUGCCCACAGCCGCCCUACUGCUGCUGGUUUUGUGGGUGAGAAAGGUUAAAAGUGAAAGUCAUCGGGCGUUCCCCGGCGGACGACCAAUCUGGGGCUUUUUCCACCCAUACUGCAACGCCGGGGGUGGCGGUGAACGUGUCCUUUGGGCCGCGGUACGCUCCGUCCAAGAGAGGUAUCCCGACCACCACUGUGUUGUGUACACCGGAGAUUCUGACGUCACCGGCGACAGCAUUAUUGACAACGCUGCCAAGCGCUUCAAUAUAAAGCUUAGCAAAUCGACAGUGCAUUUCGUCUUCCUGCGGUGCCGAAACCUAGUCGAAGCAAAGCCUUACCCGUUCCUAACAAUCCUGGGACAAAGCAUCGGGUCAAUGAUCCUGGGACUUGAAGCUCUUUUUAAGUUUGUUCCCACGAUUUACGUGGACACCAUGGGCUAUGCUUUCACCUUGCCCAUCUUUAAGCUUCUGGGGAGGUGCCAAGUGGCCUGCUACGUCCAUUACCCGACAAUCAGCACCGACAUGCUCGUUUGCGUUGCAGAAAGAACCACUGCCCACAACAAUAGUUCCGCCAUCUCUCGUAGCCAGCUUCUAACUUCGGCUAAACUAGUCUACUACAACAUAUUCACGUGCCUCUACAAGCUCUGUGGACGGCGUGCUGACGUCAUUAUGGUCAACUCCAGUUGGACACGGGGCCACAUUGUGGAACUUUGGAAAGUUCCGCAGCGGACAUUCCUCGUCUACCCGCCCUGCAACAUUGAAGAGUUCAAGACGAUUAAGAGGGUGGUCGAUGAUCCAACGCCUAAGGAGUUCAGGGUGUUGUCGCUGGCCCAGUUUCGUCCGGAGAAAGACCAUCAGCUCCAGUUGCUGGUCUUCCACCAACUGAAGAGUGAGCUUGCUGAAGCUGAGUUCAGGAAGCUGAAGCUUGUACUUGUGGGUAGCUGCAGGAACAGAGAAGACGAAGAGCGAGUUCAGUCGUUGAAGGACCUAACUGCCAAGCUGGACCUCGAAGAAAACGUUGAGUUCAAGUUAAACAUUCCGUUCGAAGAGCUCAAGUCUGAGAUGGAGAUUGCGUCGGCUGCUAUUCACACCAUGUGGAAUGAGCAUUUUGGGAUAGGUGUGGUUGAGUGCAUGGCUGCUGGUCUUGUCAUGGUUGCCCAUGAUUCUGGGGGACCCAAACUGGAUAUUGUGACAGAGUACAAUGGCGGACGAACAGGAUUUCUAGCAAACGAUGCUGGAAGCUACACUGAUGUGUUCAAGACCUUGCUGAAGAUGCCUUCUGCUGACAAACACUGCAUUCAAGUGAAUGGAAGGCUUGCAUCAGAAAGGUUUUCGGACGAAGUUUUCAGCAAGUUAUUCCUGGAUGUGGUGGGGCCAUUGGUACAGAACACUAAACUCUGAAGAAAACUUUUUUUUUUAUCUUUAUGCAUGUGUGUAUGUGCAUCUGAUGUUUUUUUUUGUUUUUCUUUUUUUUUUUUUUUACCAAAGAAGUUUUUUUAUUAAAAGUGAAACCCCAAUCUCGUCUCUUUGAUUUGGUAAUAGACAAAUGCGUGAUGAAAUAAAGGUUGUUGACUUCUCUAAUAAUUAUCAAAA
Ixodes scapularis (black-legged tick) is the source of this 1854-nucleotide messenger RNA. RefSeq names its product GDP-Man:Man(3)GlcNAc(2)-PP-Dol alpha-1,2-mannosyltransferase (gene Alg11). The record is from RefSeq and is a predicted model, not a curated record. The coding region runs from base 238 to 1662 and encodes 474 amino acids. Gene Ontology annotation, cellular component: endoplasmic reticulum membrane. The transcript has 3 exons. Lineage: Eukaryota; Metazoa; Arthropoda; Arachnida; Ixodida; Ixodidae. Gene Ontology annotation, molecular function: GDP-Man:Man(3)GlcNAc(2)-PP-Dol alpha-1,2-mannosyltransferase activity. Gene Ontology annotation, biological process: protein N-linked glycosylation.